CGAGUCGACCGCACAAUCGAGGUAAUGUGCGUAGAUGACGCUGUUGCGGUAGAUGGCGACACAACCAGCGAGGGGUGCCUCCAGCGUAUGAGCUGCUCCCAUGUUCAUCAUGCUGGUCGCUGAGAUUAUACCCUUAAUUACCUGAUCCGGGUCAUACCGGCGGAGGGACUGCUGUAGUUCAUGCUUUGCAUUUUUCUCCUAUUGUAGCACCAUGCAAGCUAUCCGCUCUGCGAUCACCAAGCGUGCCCUCUCCACUGUUGGACCCCACGCUCCUCGCAUCCAACGUUCUGGCAACGCCAACUUGCCUGAUGCUGCGUGGCGCGCUGCCAACGCCGCCCGCACCUCUCCGUUUGACGGAUACACUUUCGCCCCUGUGAAGGAAGCCGAAGUCUCGCGUGAAAUGACCACUCGGUACAUGAAGGACAUGUACGACUUUGCCGAUUCGGACGUGAUCAUUGCCGGUGCCGGUUCCGCUGGUCUGUGCGCUGCGUAUGAAUUGUCGAAGCACCCCAACAUCCGUGUCGCGAUCAUUGAACAAAGCGUGGCCCCCGGUGGUGGCGCGUGGUUGGGCGGUCAGCUGUUCUCUUCCAUGAUUGUCCGCAAGCCUGCGCAUCACUUCUUGGACGAAUUGGAAAUCCCCUACGACACCAAGGGCGACCACGUCGUGAUCAAGCAUGCUGCUUUGUUCACGUCUACCGUCAUGAGCAAGGUUUUGAAGGCAAGCAACAUCAAGCUCUUCAACGCGACCGCCAUUGAAGACUUGAUUAUCAAGAAGGGCCGUGUUGGUGGUGUCGUAACCAACUGGACUUUGGUCACCCUGAACCACGGCACCCAAUCGUGCAUGGACCCGAACGUGAUGGAAAGCAAAGUGCUCAUCUCUGCAUGUGGUCACGACGGUCCCAUGGGUGCCUCGGGUGUGAAGCGCCUUCAAAACAUCGGGAUGGUCGAUCACAUCCCUGGUAUGGGGUGCUUGGACAUGGCUGCUGCCGAAGACGCGAUCGUGAAGGGUACCCAAGAAAUCGUGCCUGGCAUGAUUGUGGCCGGGAUGGAAGUGGCCGAACUGGAAGGUGCCCCCCGCAUGGGCCCUACCUUCGGCGGUAUGAUGAUCUCUGGCCAAAAGGCCGCCCACUUGGCGUUGGAAUCGCUCGGCAUCAAGAGCCACCUCGACCCUAACAUGUCGUUCGAAAUGAACCCGUUGCGCAAGGCCGCGUAAACGCGCGCUGUCGACGAUGAAUCCCCGACGUCUGUAGUAGUGACCCAAGAUAAUGUACAUUUUCGAUAUCUCGUGGA
This is a messenger RNA of Aphanomyces invadans, 1290 nucleotides long. Its product is annotated as thiazole biosynthetic enzyme, chloroplastic. The record is from RefSeq and is a predicted model, not a curated record. Bases 212 to 1213 code for a protein of 333 amino acids. The transcript has 2 exons. NCBI's taxonomy places the organism in Eukaryota, Oomycota, Saprolegniomycetes, Saprolegniales, Verrucalvaceae.